UAUAAUGAGGCUUUUACUAUGGCUAAUGACCCCUUGGAAGGUUUCCAUGUCAACCUAGCUUCUCCUACUUCACCAGAUCGUCUUAGUGUAUAUAGAGCCAGCAACAGGAGCAAAGCUACCUCACCGAAGGCGUUAUCUACCGGCCAUUAUCCUCUAUGCGCAACACCUGUUCAGCCCAACACAUUAGAUGUUUCUGACCUUCCUACACAGCCUGUUUAUUCAUCUCCUAGACAUCUAAAUUGUGGAGAAAUAUCAGGCAUUAGCUUCCAUAUUGCAGACUCAGUACCUUGUUCUGCCUCUGGAGUCACAACUGGUUCAACCAAACUGCCAUUCAGAAAGGAUGGCAACAGUGCCGAGAGAGAGUUGCAGGAUGCCACGAUAACAGAUAUUUCUGAUGGCAAUGAUGUUCUGGGAUUGAGUACUGACAGUCUGUCUCGUUUACGGAGCCCAUCUGUUCUAGAAGUGAGGGAAAAGGGCUAUGAAAGAUUAAAAGAAGAACUUGCAAAAGCUCAGAGGGAACUGAAACUAAAAGAUGAAGAAUGUGAGAGGCUUUCAAAAGUCCGAGAUCAGCUGGGACAAGAAUUGGAAGAACUCACAGCUAGUCUGUUUGAGGAAGCUCAUAAAAUGGUGAGAGAAGCUAAUAUCAAGCGCACAGCUGAAAAACAAUUAAAAGAAGCACAGGGAAAGAUUGAUGUACUUCAAGCAGGAAGUUGCUGCCUUAAGACACUUGUGUUGUCCACUUCACCAACAUCACCAAUUCAAGGAGCUUCCGCCAAGUGGAAAGGCUCCUUUAAUAAGGGACAUGCACGAAAUAAAAGUACAAGCAGUGCUAUGGGUAGCAGCCAUCAGGACCUCAGUGUGAUGCAGCCAUUGUAAAAGACGCAAAGAGAGGCUGACUUAUCUCUGUAUAAUGAGUUCAGAUCUUGGAAGGAUGACCCACAAUGGACAGGGACAUGCCCCUUCUUAGACAAAAUUUAUCAGGAAGAUAUAUUUCCAUGCUUAACCUUUUCCAAAAGUGAGUUGGCUUCAGCUGUUCUGGAGGCUGUGGAAAACAAUACACUAAGCAUUGAACCAGUGGGACUGCAACCUGUUCGAUUUGUAAAAGCUUCUGCAGUUGAAUGUGGAGGACCAAAGAAAUGCGCUCUCAGCGGUCAGAGCAAGUCAUGCAAACACAGAAUUAAAUUAGGAGACUCAAGCAACUACUACUACAUUUCUCCUUUUUGCAGAUACAGGAUCACAUCAGUGUGUAACUUUUUUACUUAUAUUCGAUAUAUCCAGCAAGGACUUGUGAACAGCAGGAUGGUGAUUGAUCAGAUGUUUUGGGAAGUUAUGCAGCUGAGAAAAGAGAUGUCAUUGGCAAAACUGGGAUAUUUCAAGGAGGAACUUUAAUUCCCCACACUGAAUAUGCACGAACUUCACUGAAUAACUCAAAUGGCUGAAUUUUUUUAUGGUCACUUGAUAUUUAUUUCCAAGGAGUUGGGUCCAAGAUCUUUUAUCCUCUUUUGCAAAAUUCACUAAGGAGGACCGUGAUUUGUUUCAAACUGACACAUGCUGUGUGUGCUUACAUAAACUUUAGUUGAACAGACUAAGAAAAAGACUUGCAGGUGUACUUGUGAUUGUAAUUUAUAGUUGCAAAAAAAAAAUCUAAAUAAAUGUUAGAUUUGAAGAUGCGUGAUUGCUUUCUCUUCUAGUUCUACUGUGCCACAUGAGGGGUCCAAACUUGAGAAUUUCACAUCUCUGAUACUUGCAGUAAUUAUUUGUUUGAAGCACUGGUUAUUUGCUGUAUAAUGAAUUAACACUGUAUAUUAAUAGUGAUUUUCUCUGAGCCAAUUUCACAGACUAACUAGCUUUGAAUUUUACAGAUUGGUCAAUAAAAGUAUGCUUCAUUACUCUGGAAAAUGCAAGAGAAAUGUCACAUAUGGACCCAGACUUUACAGAGUUUGGGGUUUAGAUAGGAAGUCAGUCCUAUAAACACAAAACAGAGAACAUGAGACACUAGAUGGUCCCUCAGUGCUCAUAAUAAGUGUAGAGCUGAGAGAGGUGAAUAGGAAUUGUCCUACAUGGGGAUUCCAUCAUGGAAAAGGCAAGACCGAGGCAGGAUCGAAUAGCCAGAGAAGAGGAGUAAAUGAAUAAAGGCAGGAAUUAGGAUGGGGCUUAACGAGAAAAGUGGUUUGACCCAUGCCAAGGGGACUUUUGAAUGGAAUAGCAAAAAAAAAAAAAAAUUAAAUUUUUUUUAAAGGUUGAGUGGGGGUAGAUUAUUGAAGGCUUUAAAUGUGGGGCAGUAGCAUUUUGACUUGAUGUGGGAGAAAGGAGGCACCAGUUGAAAAUCUUUCCCCCCUGGGCAAUGGGGGUUAAGUGACUUGCCCAGGGUCACACAGGCUAGUGUCAAGUGUCUGAGACAGGAUUUGAACUCAGGUCCUCCUGAAUCCAA
Molecule: messenger RNA, 2431 nt
Organism: Dromiciops gliroides (monito del monte)
Lineage: Eukaryota; Metazoa; Chordata; Mammalia; Microbiotheria; Microbiotheriidae
Gene: RAB3IP
Product: RAB3A interacting protein
Biological process (GO): exocytosis
Cellular component (GO): Golgi to plasma membrane transport vesicle
Molecular function (GO): guanyl-nucleotide exchange factor activity
Source: RefSeq, a predicted model, not a curated record